This is a messenger RNA of Lizanozyma spartinae, 804 nucleotides long. RefSeq names its product Mgm101p (gene MGM101). Bases 1 to 804 code for a protein of 267 amino acids. Gene Ontology annotation, cellular component: mitochondrial nucleoid; mitochondrial chromosome. Gene Ontology annotation, biological process: interstrand cross-link repair; recombinational repair. The transcript has a single exon. Lineage: Eukaryota; Fungi; Ascomycota; Pichiomycetes; Serinales; Debaryomycetaceae. Gene Ontology annotation, molecular function: single-stranded DNA binding. The record is from RefSeq and is a predicted model, not a curated record.
AUGUUUCUCCGAUCAGCUGCUUAUCCCCGAUUUCUUUUGAGCCGUUCUGUGCGGACUUAUGCCAGCACUUAUGUCAAGUAUGUCCCCAGUAAAUCCAGAAGUGCUGCUGGUAAAACCACAUUAAAGUCAGUUGCAUCUUCCACUAAGACAUCCGACACGGAGAUAAGCGAACCAGAAGGUGAUACCGCCGUGUUGAAUCAAGCUGAAGCAGAUGUCUCCUCUUCUAUUGUUUCCUUUAAGGAUUCACCAGUGAUACUAGAAGCCGAAUCCAAAACCUUAGACUGGUCGCUGACCUUUCAUGGUUUAGGAUCCAAACCAUUCCCCUCUGAGAUCGCCGACAUUCUUUUGGCACCCAUUGAUGCCAAUGAUAUUGAAAUCAAACCUGAUGGACUUCUUUAUUUACCUGAAAUUAAAUAUAGACGGAUCUUGAACCGAGCAUUUGGACCGGGGGGAUGGGGGUUAGCCCCGAGAACGGAAUCUUUGAUAACCCCUAAACAGAUUAGUCGAGAAUAUGCUCUUAUUUGUCACGGAAGAUUGGUUAGUGUUGCUAGAGGAGAACAAGACUAUUUCGGAGGAGAUGAGAAGGUGACUACUGCCUUGGAGGGAUGUAAGAGUAAUGCGUUGAUGAGGUGCUGUAAAGAUUUAGGUAUUGCCAGUGAGCUUUGGGAUCCUUCCUUUAUUAGACAGUGGAAACAAAAGUAUUGUGAUGAAGUAUUUGCUGAACAUGUUGUUACCAAGAGGAAGAAGAAGCUUUGGAAGUUAAAGAAGAAUCCUGCGUUGGAUUACCCCUAUAAGAUGACGUAA